AUGUUAUUCACCCAGCUCAUUGUCACGCUUUGCGUUGGCAUCGCUUUCGCUGCCGACGCGAACAGCGUAGUUGCCAUUAUCAAGAAUGUCCAAAUCAACACAAAUCAACUGAACCUCGACGUCCAGAGAUACAAUGGUGGAGUUGCAGGCCUCCCCUACGCGCUCCAGGUCCAGCAAGACGCAGUGCUCACCCACGAGCAGAUCGUCCUUGGAAUCACAGAGGCCAACAAUUCUGCGCCAUUCGGAGAGCCAGGCAGCUUCAACGUUGCCGGUGCAUUCCUCGACCUGUCGAAUACCGUCACACAGACCCUGCGGAACGUGUCCAGCAAGCAAGCCGCAUUCAAAGAUCUCAGGCCUAUCGUGCUUGCCAGUCUAUAUCAACUCCAGCAAGAUACAAGGGACUUCGGGGCUGCGUCAAUUGCCAAGCUUGCUGCUCUUGAGGCCGCAGCAGCACCAUUGGUUGUGCAGAAUCUGGUCAACGAGUUCAAUAAUGCUAUCAUGGCAUAUGGAGGAAAGGCAACAUGA
Messenger RNA from Pseudovirgaria hyperparasitica, 525 nucleotides. RefSeq lists its product as uncharacterized. NCBI's taxonomy places the organism in Eukaryota, Fungi, Ascomycota, Dothideomycetes, Acrospermales, Acrospermaceae. Gene Ontology annotation, cellular component: extracellular region. The coding region runs from base 1 to 525 and encodes 174 amino acids. The transcript has 2 exons. The record is from RefSeq and is a predicted model, not a curated record.